This is a messenger RNA of Vicia faba (fava bean), 1587 nucleotides long. NCBI's taxonomy places the organism in Eukaryota, Viridiplantae, Streptophyta, Magnoliopsida, Fabales, Fabaceae. The record is from the annotation of a GenBank genome assembly.
AUGGCAUCCGCAGUCCUAGCCAAUCGUAACGAACCGAAUUGGCCGCAGCAUAGAGGCGGUGGAGCAGGAUACAUGGGUAAAGUUUCUUACGCUAACCCUAACCCUAAAUUUGGUAACAAUAAGAGGACUCAAUCGCCGUCUGAUGAUGCUUCAUCAAUCAACCGGCGAUCCAAUGACGUGGUGGCCAAUCAUUCACAAUACCUUACCUUCAACAUCGCUUCGUACACCAAGACGGAGCUCAACGAGCUUAAAAACCGUCUUGUGUCGGAGCUUGAACAAAUUCGACAGCUCAAGAUUCGAAUUGAAUCAGGCGAUUUUAGACCCAGACCUAGCCACAACGGUGGUGGCCCCCCAAAGAAAUCAAGUAGCAAGAAGGUCUCCGGCAACAAACGGCCUUUUCCGGCGAGGGAAUUGAAGAGAUCACAGCCGGAGGUUGGGGAUCUGAUGAAGGCUUGUGGUCAGAUUUUGAUGAAGCUGCGGAAAAAUAAAAGUAGUUGGAUCUUUAACAAUCCUGUUGAUGUAACUGCUUUUGGAAUUCACGAUUAUUUCGAAAUAAUUAAGCAUCCUAUGGAUCUGGGAACGGUAAAGACUAAACUAGCUCAGAAUGCUUACUCUUUGCCAGAGGAUUUUGCUUACGAUGUGCGGCUAACCUUCAACAAUGCAUUGACCUACAAUCCCAAGGGUCAUGAUGUCAACACUGCGGCGAUGCAGUUACUUAUGAAGUUUGAAGAGCUUUAUCGUCCAAUACAUGAGAAAUUUGAAGAACGUGGUUUUGAUGAUGAAUUACAGGCCAGCUCAUGGAACUAUGUUGAGCCAGAGAGGGAGAAGGUCAAGAAGAAAGAUGCUCUGAUUCCAAUCCCUCCGCCUGUAGUUAACCGGCAAGAGCCACCACCUGAGCUUGCCAGUACUUCUAAUCAGCCAAGCACUUCCAACCCACCAAUAGUGCAGUCUCCAGUGCGCACGCCUUCUCCAAUGCGUGCACUUCCGGUGAAGCCAUUGAAGCAGCCCAAGCCAAAGGCAAGGGAUCCGAACAAAAGGGAGAUGAAUAAUGAGGAAAAACACAAGUUGGGGCUUGGGUUGCAGAUUUUACCGCCAGAGAAAAUGGAACAGGUGGUGCAGAUCAUAAGGAAGAGAAAUGGUCAUUUGGAGCAGGAUGGAGAUGAGAUUGAGCUAGAUAUGGAGGCUGUUGACACGGAGACUCUCUGGGAACUUGAUCGAUUAGUGACAAAUUGGAAAAAGAUGGUGAGCAAGAUUAAGCGGCAGGCGCUAAUGGAUAAUAAUAAUGUGCCUUCAAACAGAGGCAAUGGGGAGUUGUCUGACAGGGAGAAAGUUGAUGCAGCAGUGCCAGCUGAGGGGAAAAAGCAGAAAAAGAUAGAGACAGUUGAUGAAGAUGUUGACAUUGGCGAUGAUAUGCCGGUUAACAAUUUCCCCCCUGUGGAGAUUGAGAAAGAUAGAGAUAUGGGUGGUGCUGGUGGCCAUGCCAGCAGUAGUUCCAGCAGUUCUGGUAGUGAUUCAUCAUCAUCCAGUGAUUCAGAUUCUGGAAGUUCUUCUGGAAGUGAUUCUGAAGCAGACAAUGGUCACUUGUAG